Messenger RNA from Paramecium sonneborni, 1072 nucleotides. The record is from the annotation of a GenBank genome assembly. Lineage: Eukaryota; Ciliophora; Oligohymenophorea; Peniculida; Parameciidae.
AUGAGAAAAAUUAUUUAUUAAAAACAAUAAUAAUCACAACAAGGAAUAUCAAACAAAGAUACUAGAUCUAUUUCAUCUAUGCAUUCCAGAGGAAUUACUCAUUCCAAUUACAUUUUAACUUCUCGAUAAACUCAACCCAAAUUUCAAAUUAAAAAACUUUAACUUUUACCAAAACCUGAAGUUCCAAGCCUAAAAAUUAUUAAGAAUUAAACACACAGCUAAUUUAAAUAAGAUAACAUAAGCAUUCAAGAUGGAUAUAGUCCUGGAAUUUACUCUUAAAGAACUUCAAGUCAAUAUUAACAAAAUCUGAAUAGUUACAUGUCUUCAAAAAGAUCUAUAUACAAAUCAUGUAUUUGCUUACUUAUAAAAAUUUAGAAUAAAUAUAAAACUAUGAAUCUUAAGUCUAAAUUUAUAAUACAGCAUUGAAUCAAAUGAUUUAUAGAAAUGAUUAAAAAGAAUUAAUGGAUUUUGAUAAUCGAUAUUAUCGAUGUGCCAGAUAAAGAAGACUUAGAGAAAUCAUUUAAUUUUUAUUAAAAAAAUCAAAAGAAUUACAAAUUUCACUACAAGAUUUAAUUGAUAAUAAAAUUACAUAGAAUAAACCUUAUUAAUAAUAGGGAUCAUUUGCUUUUUUAUUUUAUGUUAAAAAAGGAGUUACCGACAAAGUAGAAGAAAUGCUUGGUGUAAAUCCACUAUACGUUCAUGAUUUUGAUGAAAAAAAUAUGACAGCAUUGCAUAUAGCAACAAAAAAAUAAUCAUUUAUCAUGAUUAAAAUAUUACUAUCAUAUGGUGCCAGCAUUUUAAGUAAAGAUUUAAAUAGAGAAACUGCAUUAUCAAUUGCUAUUCAAUCAAAUUAAUAAGAUGUUGUUAAAGUAAUAAUCUACAUAUUUUAAUGUAGUUAUUUUUAUCGGUAUAAUGUCCAAAUGAUCUAGAGUAUCUAAAUUAUACUCGAAUAACUAAAAACAAGUAAAUUAAAUAUUUGCUUAAGAAAGCUAAACUUUAAGAUUUAGGAAAUAGAUGCUCUAAAUUAAAUUAAUUUGAUAUGUUUAAUCAUAAUUUCCAAUAAAGUUAUUGA